Vollenhovia emeryi is the source of this 3752-nucleotide messenger RNA. RefSeq names its product TELO2-interacting protein 1 homolog (gene Tti1). The coding region runs from base 289 to 3462 and encodes 1057 amino acids. The transcript has 14 exons. The record is from RefSeq and is a predicted model, not a curated record. Gene Ontology annotation, biological process: chromatin remodeling. NCBI's taxonomy places the organism in Eukaryota, Metazoa, Arthropoda, Insecta, Hymenoptera, Formicidae. Gene Ontology annotation, cellular component: cytoplasm.
ACAACGCAGCGCUGCGAGUGCAGAAACAAGCGUGUGGCCGUGUGGCCAAGGUUUGUUUGACAAUGAGAUUCCAGACGUAAAUUUCGAGGUUAGGUAAGGUACAUGCCGCGAGCUUUUAAGGGUCGCGAAUCAAUCGAAAGGAAAAGAAGCCGGCAAGGACACAUGGUGCAUGUGGAGACAAAGUUAAAUUCUGUGAAAACGUGCGGAAAAAGCGUCGCGUCGUCGUCUCGUGCGGACACGCGAAUGCGUUGCGGUUAGAAAACGCGCGUCUUUAACGUCACCGCAGGGAUGGAGCGGUUCAACAUGCAGGUCUUUCUCGAGCUGAAGUCGUGCUGCGACAAUCUGAUAAAGGAUCCGAGUAUAGAUCACGCACGCAGAAUCGCGGAGGUAGCUGAAAAUAUCCCCGACAAAACCCUGCAAGAUCUGUCCGCGUACUGUCUGUUUCCCAUCAUCGCCAACCUGCAAGGCAAUUCAAGUACGAGCGUGAAAGAGGAGCUGAUAAGGACACUGAGAGUUUUAAUACGAAAGACUAAAAUUACAAAACUGAAACUCUUCUUCGACAUCUAUGGAUCUCUGUUGAUCCAGAUUUUUGACAAGAAUCAGCCGAAUCAGGUGAUCUUGUUUCACGAGGAGCUCAAGGAGGCGGUAGCUUUGUGUAUUAAAGAUCUUGUCCAUCAAUGUGUUACCGAUGUGACAGAAUCACUUUAUACCAAGGAAAAUGUAUUGAAACUUGGCCAAGCAAUAUUUUUAUGUCUGACAAUAGCAAGGACUGAAAAGUCAUAUUCUGUGAGAUUAGCUGGAAUAGAUGCGGUAAUGGCUUUGUGCCAUAUCGAUGACGAGACUGAUAAAUCCGACAUCAUUAUGCAAGAUCAAGUGGCAAACACCAUCAUGGCAUUUUUCCCUGGUAUUGUCAGCGGACUACAGGAAAUUGCAAUGGCAGGCGAAGUACAAAAUCAUAUACUUACAAUGAUAGCAGUUCGAGCGUGGGGUAGAAUCAUAUCUCUUGUAGUCCAUGAUAAAGAUGAAGAAGACACUGAAGAAGACAUAUUGUCUAUAGAAACACUUGUGAAAAAAGGUUGCAGUGUAUCCACUGACGCAUCACAUAGUGCUAAACAGAAUGGGAAAUGUGACAUAGAAAAUAAUUUAAAAGGAGCUACAAGAAAUAAAGUAUGGUUUGAAGCCGUUGCUGUUAAGCUUGGCGCUUGUAUACAACUGUUAGACCAAAUUAGGAGCCAUUCGCAUUACAAAGUUAAGAGAGAACUGGUUGAAAGUAUCGGGCUUAUACUUGCAAAUUGCCGCAGGAAUAUGAAACCAAACAAUAUGCCAUUAAUAGAUCAUCUGAUUUCCCUGUCUGAAGACGAAUCCCCAGAAGUUAGUGAAAAAGCGCACAAUAUUUUGCAAGCAAUAAGCGAAAACUACAUGCAAAAUUGCGAUACGAAAUCACUGAUUGAUUCAUUGGAAGAUAAGUUUUACAGCUUACUUACAAGACUGCCCACAAUUAUCAGACGAUCAGAUGACAACGAACAAUUGGCAUACUUGAAUCAAUUCGCCGGCUAUUUAAGAUUAUUUGGAAAGCAAAGACUGCCUCAUAUUAUGAGGUCCCAGGCGCAUAUGCAAAGAUUGCUUUUAGCUCUUGUGUACAUUAUGGUCAUAGAUUGCAACAACGUGUCUCUUCUACAGACAGCAAAUGUGAAAAAUUUAGAUGAUCCUGCAUAUUUCUACGGAUCGGAUUUGUGGAGGCAGUUUAAGUUUAUUAAAAAUAACUUAUGUAAGAAGAAACUUGUUACAAUAUGCAAGCUACUUGGAGAAUUUGGGGAUCUUAGGAUACUAAUUGACACUAUUUUCGAACUUAUGGUGGAUGCACCACAACACAGGAAGGAACUGAGUUUACUACUUAACUGGAUCUUAGAUAAUACAGUUUCUAUAAAAGAUUCGUCUUCUUCAUAUUUAUAUAAGGAAAUCAUAGAUUUUUACACAACGCAGGAAGUAUGGUACUUGCCUACAGAAGUAACUGAAGAUACUCCUCUGGUGCAGGCACAGAGCAAUAUAGUGCAGUGCUGUCUUUUGACAGAAGGACUAGGCCUCAUAGCACAAAAUUUACAACACGGCUAUGAUAGAUAUCUUUUAAAAACUUUGUAUUUAAUUAUUGAAAGGGCAGGCAGUGGAAACGAUUUAAUCAGUUACAUCGGAGUACGUACUCUCGAAAAUGUCGCGGAGGCGCAACAACAUAAGACGAUCGGUGAUCUGCUGCGUGCCAACGUAGAUUACUUUUCUUAUCACAUUAUAAUGAAAUUACGCCAAGUGGAUCGCAAUCCUGGCGUAUUCGACGUUAUCAAAGUCGUUAUGAAGUAUAGCAGAUUAGAUUUUUUGCCGUACCUAAAGGGAAUUGUAGAGGAUGUACUUGGGCAACUAAAUACUCCUCAUCACCAAAAAGAUACCUGUUCGUUCCUGAAGAUAUUUCACACGUUCAUCAUAUGUAUAAAAACGUUAGUAAACUGGGAUGGUACAAAGGCAACAAGAGAGGAAGAUGCGAAAGCUACAAAUAAUUCUUCGGAGACGAUAAUUCUUUCUUUGUUAGAAUAUUAUAAUGCAAAGAAGAUUGAUGAAAAAAUUGAGGCUAACAUUGAAGAGAUAGAAUCGGACACAAAUAUACCGGAUACUGAGCUACUGGAAGAAACGAGUGAGGAUUACUCAGAUCCCAGUGCAGAAGGCGAGCAAGAAAAAAAGUUACCAACCCAUAUCAAGAUAAUUAUAGAAGUUAUGAAGCGUUGUACACACUUUCUAUCCUCGAAGGAUGUACAAAAAUCGCUGAUGGCAAUGCGAACGCUUCAAGAGGGUCUACCGAUUCUAAUCGAGUGGGAGAAUCAAUUACUGCCUAUUGUGCAUCAGUUGUGGCAUCCGCUGACCAAUAGAUUUAACGAUGAAAAUGUUCUCAUAAUUAACCAUGCGUGGCAACUCUUGCACGUACUCGCCGAAGUAUCGAAUGACUUUAUCAGAAGCAGGACUCUACGAGAAGUAUUGCCAUCUGUAUCCAAGUUUCUGACCGAGGCUUCCAAGGAAAGUAUUGAUAAGAGCUCAGUAAAUGUUUACAAAUUUACACAAACUUACAAAUCUCAGUACGAGUUGUUAUCUACAUUGGGAAUAAUCGCGCGACUCUUGAAACUGUGCGAGCACGAGUUAUGGCAAAUAUUAAGUAAUACACAAUCAUACCUUAGUGCACGUCAACACACCGCAUUACAGGCGUGCUGUGUGAAAUUGUACAAAGAUAUUGCUGAUUAUAAUGAGGAUAUUGCAUGGGUGAAGUGUCUCAGUAUCUGGAAUGUAAAAAUUGCACGGAUAGUACCUGAUGCAAAAUUUGAUAUGAAAAAUCUGUUGAUCCCAGAUGAUGCUCUGCCAAAUGAAUAUUACAGAAAUGUAAAUGAAAUCAUUACAUAUAUCCAACAGAAGAAUAUCCAUUGUUGAAUACAUUAAAAAUAUAUAAAAAGUAAUUAAAAAAUUGUAAUAGGAGCCUUAAAAUGUGAUAAACAAAUAGUAUAGAUAAAGCAAAACCUCUUUAAACGACGUGCUAUUCAAUUACAAAAUAAAGGCGCAUGAACAAGGCGCAUAAGAUAUUAGUCACGUAAAAAGUAGAGAUUGUUACUUAUUCAAAUAUUUAUAGAUUUAUCCAUGUCAACCAUCCAUGUGUGACAGAAAUUUUUAUUUGUAUAUAAUUCUAACAUUUUAUAAUUAUAUUUCCACAUUUUACAAUAACU